AUGGUGGUCGCAACGAUCAAAUGCGUGGUCGUCGGUGACGGUGCUGUGGGCAAGACGUGUCUCCUGAUCAGCUACACGACAAACAAGUUUCCUUCGGAAUACGUUCCUACAGUCUUUGACAACUAUGCAGUCACUGUUAUGAUCGGUGACGAGCCAUACACGUUGGGACUCUUUGAUACAGCCGGUCAGGAAGAUUACGACCGACUUCGACCUCUGUCCUACCCUCAAACAGAUGUCUUCCUUGUAUGCUUCAGCGUCACUUCUCCGGCCUCGUUCGAAAACGUGCGGGAGAAGUGGUUUCCAGAAGUUCACCACCACUGCCCCGGCGUCCCCUGCCUGAUUGUUGGCACGCAAACCGAUUUGCGCGAUGAUCAAAGCGUCAGGGAGAAGCUGGCAAAGCAAAAGAUGCAACCCGUGAGGAAAGAGGAUGGUGAGCGGAUGGCCAAGGAGCUGGGCGCUGUCAAGUACGUCGAGUGCAGUGCUUUGACGCAAUAUAAGCUUAAGGACGUAUUCGAUGAGGCAAGUUUGCAAACCAUCUUUUCCUCGGCAGAGACAUAUACAUGUCGAUGA
Messenger RNA from Pestalotiopsis fici W106-1, 570 nucleotides. RefSeq names its product Cell division control protein 42. The record is from RefSeq and is a predicted model, not a curated record. The transcript has 3 exons. Bases 1 to 570 code for a protein of 189 amino acids. Gene Ontology annotation, molecular function: GTP binding; GTPase activity. Gene Ontology annotation, biological process: small GTPase-mediated signal transduction. NCBI's taxonomy places the organism in Eukaryota, Fungi, Ascomycota, Sordariomycetes, Amphisphaeriales, Sporocadaceae.